This is a messenger RNA of Penicillium diatomitis, 1671 nucleotides long. RefSeq lists its product as uncharacterized. The transcript has 5 exons. Bases 1 to 1671 code for a protein of 556 amino acids. The record is from RefSeq and is a predicted model, not a curated record. NCBI's taxonomy places the organism in Eukaryota, Fungi, Ascomycota, Eurotiomycetes, Eurotiales, Aspergillaceae. Gene Ontology annotation, biological process: amino acid transmembrane transport. Gene Ontology annotation, cellular component: membrane. Gene Ontology annotation, molecular function: amino acid transmembrane transporter activity.
AUGUCGGGCUAUCUUCAGUCUCCGGAGGAUAAAUUGGGGCCGAAACAGAUUGUGCGCGACGUGCAGGCUCCAGUGGCAGAGUCGGUGCCUACAUUUACAGCGUCAAGCCCGGAAGAUGGGCAGAUUGUGACUGAACAGGAGCGACAGAAUUUGCUUCGAGGGUUAUCGCAACGUCAUGUGCAAAUGAUUGCGAUUGCCGGUGCCAUCGGCACAGGACUCUUCCUCGGUCUGGGCGGGUCGAUCGCAACGGGGGGCCCUCUCGGAGCUCUUCUCGGAUACAUGUUUGUGGGAGCGAUUGUCUGCUCCAUUCAAUUUGCACUAGGAGAAGUGACGGCUUUGUUGCCCGUCACAGGUUCCUUUGUCCGUCAUGCGGAGGUUCUGAUUGAUCCUGCGCUUUCCUUUGCGGUCGGUUGGAACAUUGUCUACGGCUGCUUCCUGAGCGUACCGAGUGAAAUCUCGGCCGCUGUUGUCCUGAUACAGUAUUGGACAGAUAUCAAUGCUGCCGUGUGGGUAACCAUUCUUAUCAUUAUCUCCGUGGUAGUUGCCGUCUCCUUCAUUCGUGUCUAUGGCGAGGUGGAAUUCGUCUUUGCCAUUCUCAAGAUCCUGCUGGUCAUUUUUGUCGUGAUACUCGGUCUUGUGAUCAGCUUGGGUGGUGUUCCAGGACAUCCCCGCUCUGGAUUCCACUUUUGGAAGGAUCCUGGUCCGUUCGUUGAAUACAUCGCUACGGGUAGCUGGGGACACUUCCUCGGUUUCUGGGCCGUCAUGACCAACGCGGUGUACUCUUUUGCCGGCGUCGAGUCGAUUGCCAUGGCCGCUGCGGAGACAGUCAAUCCCCGUCAAAAUAUCCCAAAAGCGUGUAAGCGCGUCUUUGCUCGUGUCACGAUCUUUUACUUAGCCACCGUGAUCGUGGUUGGUAUGCUUGUUGCAAGCAAUGACCCAGCGCUGGGUGAUAGCUCGGGUACCGCAGCGCAGAGUCCGUUCGUCAUCGCCGCCAGUAGUGCUGGCAUCAAGGUCAUUCCAUCCUUGGUCAACGCCAUCUGUCUGACAUCUGCCUGGUCCGCGUCCAACCAGAGCAUUCUUGCAGGAACAAGAACGCUCUACGGUCUUGCGAUCAAGGGCCAUGCUCCCAAGAUCUUCCUUCGAACCAAUGCAUGGGGUGUGCCUUAUAUGUGUGUGCUUCUCCAGGUGGCCUUCUCGUUGCUGUCUUAUAUGUGCGUCUCGAGCGGCGCCUUGACCGUCUUUUGGUGGUUUGUGGAUCUCACGGCGGCGGGUACAUUGGUCUCAUGGAUCUGCAUCUCCUUGAACCAUAUCCGUCUAUUGCAAGCCAUGAAGAAGCAGAACAUUUCACCUGAUCUUCUGCCAUGGCACAACCGCAUCACGAGAUAUACAAGUUGGUUCGCCUUGGUCUCUUGCACCAUUAUCCUCUUCACAGGCGGCUUCGCCGUUUUCACAGAGGGCAACUGGAGCCCUGCAACCUUCGUGUCAAGCUACCUGGACAUUCCCCUUGUCCUAUGCGCAUACGGAGGCUACAAGCUCAUCCGCCGGACCAAAAUCGUGCCGCUCGACCAGAUCCCUCUUCAACAAGCACUUUACGAAGCGGAAAACGAUCCGGAGAAUGUACCUCUCAAGAAGGAUAGCUUCCUGGCCAAGGUUAACAUUUUGUGGGGUUAG